This is a messenger RNA of Symbiodinium sp. CCMP2456, 1285 nucleotides long. The record is from the annotation of a GenBank genome assembly. NCBI's taxonomy places the organism in Eukaryota, Dinophyceae, Suessiales, Symbiodiniaceae.
AUGGAGUUCGGCUCCCAGUUCACGACGAAGCCGAUGAAGGCUUGCCUGCCUCAUGAGCGUCUCUUCCAAGGAGAGACGGAUGGCUCCUCCUUUCCCAAUGGCGGCCUGCGUGUCACACACUCUGCAGCUGCCUUCACCACUUGGGAUAGAUCAUCCCCACCUUUUGUGAUGGAUUGCUGUCUGUAUAUUCCAUGCGCUUUCAUUACCCACUUCGGGAAGUGCAUCGAUGAGAAGACGCCACUGCUGCGGUCGAUGGAUGCCGUCAAGACCCACGGCCUUCGCUUGCUGCAGGCUAUCGGCAUAGGCAAGGAUGCUCAGACAAUGCACAGCUACCUGGGAUGGGAGCAGGAGUUCUUCGUGCUGAGCGCCGCCCACUACAAGGCACGCCCGGACUUGGUGAACACCGGGCGCACGCUCUUCGGCAAGCUGCCCACCCGCCACCAGCAGGGAGACUUGAAUUACUUCCAGGCGAUCCCCGGCAAGGUACGGGAGCUUCUCGAUGUUGUGCAGGCCGAGAUGUUGAAGAUCGGUUGCCCCAUGGCCGUGAAGCACAACGAGGUGGCACCUGGACAACACGAGAUGUCCCCUGUCUUCCGUACUGCGAAUGUGUCUUGCGACAGCAACGUCUGCUUCACGGAAGUCAUGAACCGGGAAGCCGCGAGGCUCGGACUGCAGGUUCUUUUCCAUGAGAAGCCCUUCGCCGGUAUUAACGGCAGCGGCAAGCACGCCAACUGGUCCAUCGGAACUGACACCGGCUUGAAUUUCUUCUAUCCGGGAAAGAACGAAGAUGGGGCCAAGCUGUACGUGACUGCCAUUGCCUGCUUGGCAUAUGGGUUGGCGCAGUACAACGAGAUGGUGCGGUGCACCGUGGCCAGCGCUGGCAAUGAUCACCGCUUGGGAGCGCAAGAAGCGCCCCCGGCCAUCAUCUCUCUGUACCCGGGCCAGGGCUUCGAGUCCUUCGUGGAUUCCGUGGUCAGCGGCGGCGAUCUUCUAGGAUACAAAGCCGAGAAGAAGAAGCAGGAGACGGGCUGCAGCUCUGCCAUGCACAUCGAGGCUAACGUCGAAGACCGCAAUCGCACAGCCCCCUUCCCGUUCUGCGGCAACCGCUUUGAGUUCCGUGCAGUGGGCUCCUCCCAGAACUGCUGCCUCCCGAUCAUGGUCUGCAACGCGGUCAUGUCUGCUGGAAUGUCACACAUGGCUUCCCUCAUCGAGGGUGGCAUGAGCCAUCGUGAUGCCGUGGCUCAAGUGUUUAAGGAGAACAAGCAUUUGAUCUUCACCGGCAACG